CACGCGCACUCUCUGUGUGUGUCUCUCUCUCGCGCGCGCGCAAGGAAGGGCGGGUGAGGAGGAGGAGGAGGUGAGCGGCGUUUGUGACGAGCUCCUGGUGGAACGGCUGAGCGGUCACGCGCACGGAACGGUGUGUGUCUUGCUCGCUGGGAAGAGGGAGACAACCAGGCGGGGAAGGAGGCGGCCGAGGCGUUCCGUGAGGUGAAGGAAGGACGCUACGGAGCAGGAAGCGCCGGCGCGGAGCCAGUCGGUGCCUGGCCAAGAGCGAAGGGGGCAGAGUCUGCGCUGGUGGAAGAAGAAGAAGGUCUCGCGCUGCGAGGGGCGGCACCAGAAGAUUGACCUCUUUCAACCUUCCCCCUCCCCAAUCCCGCGUUUUACAGUCACCGGGAACUCCGCGUAGAAGCCGCGCGGCCCUCCGGAGGGCGGCUGAGGAGGAUGUCGGGCGGCGGCGGCGGCAGCAGCAGCCGGGAAGAGGAGCGGCGCAAACUGGCCGACAUUAUCAACCACUGGAACGCGAACCGGCUGGACCUGUUCGAGAUCAGCCCCCCGACUGAGGAUUUGGAAUUCCAUGGAGUUAUGAGAUUUUAUUUUCAAGACAAAGCAGCUGGAAAUUUUGCAACUAAAUGUAUCCGUGUGUCUAGCACUGCCACAACACAGGAUGUAAUAGAAACACUUGCAGAGAAAUUCCGUCCAGAUAUGCGAAUGUUAUCAUCACCUAAAUACUCGCUUUAUGAAGUGCAUGUCAGUGGAGAAGAAAGAAGAUUGGAUAUCGAUGAGAAACCUCUUGUUGUUCAGUUAAAUUGGAACAAGGAUGAUAGAGAAGGACGGUUCGUACUCAAGAAUGAAAAUGAUGCACUUCCCCCAAAGGCUCAAAGCAAUGGCCCUGAAAAGCAAGAAAAGGAGGGAGUGAUCCAGAACUUCAAACGAACUCUAUCAAAGAAAGAAAAGAAGGAAAAAAAGAGGCGAGAGAAAGAGGCAUUGCGGCAAGCUUUGGAUGAUAGACCAUAUCAUGGGGAUGAUAUUGAGAAUUCUCGUCUUGCAGCAGAGGUCUAUAAAGAUAUGCCUGAGACAAGUUUCACUCGCACAAUAUCCAAUCCAGAGGUGGUAAUGAAACGACGGAGACAGCAAAAACUUGAGAAGAGGAUGCAAGAGUUCCGGAGCUCUGAUGGCAGGCCAGACUCAGGUGGAACACUGAGGAUUUAUGCAGACAGUUUGAAACCAAAUAUACCAUACAAGACAAUCCUGCUAUCUACCACAGACACUGCAGAUUUUGCUGUUAUUGAAGCUCUGGAGAAGUACGGUUUGGAAAAGGAAAAUCCCAAGGAUUACUGUAUUGCUCGUGUGAUGCUUCCUCCUGGUGCUCAACAUUCUGAUGAUAAAGGUGCUAAAGAAUCCAUUCUGGAUGAUGAUGAGUGCCCACUUCAGAUAUUCAGAGAAUGGCCAAGUGAGAAAGGAAUAUUAGUCUUUCAGUUGAAAAGACGACCACCUGAUUAUGUCCCAAAGAAGUCAAAAAAACAAAUUGAUGGAAAGCCAUUAAAAGGAAAGGAAAGAGUUGACGGGUCCGGUUAUGGCUCUUCCCUUCCUCCAGAAAAACUACCUUAUCUGGUUGAAUUAAGUCCAGGGAGAAGGAAUCACUUUGCCUACUACAACUAUCACACUUAUGAAGAUGGUUCCGAUUCCAGAGAUAAACCAAAGCUCUAUCGUUUGCAGUUAAGUGUGACUGAAGUUGGUACUGAAAAAUUUGAUGACAACUCUAUUCAGUUGUUUGGUCCAGGAAUUCAGCCCCAUCACUGUGACCUCACUAAUAUGGAUGGAGUUGUUACUGUUACUCCAAGAAGCAUGGAUGCUGAGACAUUUGUGGAGGGCCAGCUGAUUUCAGAGACCACUAUGCUGCAAAGUGGUAUGAAGGUUCAGUUUGGGGCCUCUCAUGUAUUUAAGUUUGUGGACCCCAUUCAGGAUCAUAUUCCUAAAGGACGUCUAGACACAGGGCAUAUGGUCAAAGGAACACGACACAAAGCUGGAACUGUACAAGAAACAACAUUUGAUUUGGAAGGAGACAUCCAUAGUGGAACAGGAUUACCUGCAAGCAAGAGCACCAAUAGACUGGAUAGUGAUAGAAUAUCGACAUCCAGCACAGCUGAACGAGGCAUGGUGAAGCCAAUGAUAAGAAUAGAACAGCAGCAGGAUUACCGGAGGCAAGAUGGCAGAUCACAGGAUGCACAUGGACCUGAACUGAUACUACCUGCAAGCAUUGAAUUCAGGGAAAGCUCUGAAGAUGCCUUUUUGUCUGCCAUUAUAAAUUAUACCAAUAGCUCAACAGUUCAUUUUAAGCUGUCUCCAACUUAUGUCUUGUACAUGACAUGCCGGUAUGUAUUGUCGAGCCACUACAGACCUGACAUCAGUCCUGCUGAGCGUACUCACAAAGUAAUUGCAAUAGUGAACAAGAUGGUGAGCAUGAUGGAAGGAGUUAUACAGGAGGUAGACCAGGUUGAUCAGAAGCAGAAGAAUAUUGCAGGGGCACUUGCUUUCUGGAUGGCAAAUGCAUCUGAGCUGCUAAACUUCAUAAAGCAGGAUCGAGACCUUAGCCGAAUCACAUUAGAUGCACAAGAUGUUUUGGCACACUUAGUUCAAAUGGCGUUCAAAUAUCUGGUUCAUUGCCUUCAGUCGGAGCUUAAUAACUACAUGCCUGCAUUUCUUGAUGAUCCAGAAGAAAAUAAUCCUCAGAGGCCUAAAAUAGAUGAUGUCUUGCAUACGCUAACUGGAGCCAUGUCCCUGCUGCGACGCUGUAGAGUGAAUGCUGCACUAACUAUACAGCUCUUUUCCCAGCUCUUUCACUUUAUCAACAUGUGGCUUUUUAACAGACUGGUUACUGAUCCAGAUUCAGGAUUGUGUUCACAUUACUGGGGAGCCAUCAUCCGUCAGCAGCUGGGACAUAUUGAAGCUUGGGCUGAAAAACAAGGCUUGGAGCUAGCUGCUGAUUGUCACCUUAGCAGGAUAGUACAAGCAACUACAUUACUUACCAUGGAUAAGUAUUCACCUGAAGACAUUCCAAGUAUUAACAGUACCUGCUUUAAACUUAAUUCUCUUCAGCUGCAUGCACUGCUACAGAAUUAUCAUUGUGCCCCAGAUGAGCCAUUUAUUCCAACAGAAUUAAUAGAAAAUGUCGUUGCUGUUGCUGAAAAUACUGCUGAUGAACUGGCUCGUAGUGAUGGUAGGGAAGUGCAACUUGAAGAGGAUCCUGAUCUACAACUACCUUUUCUUCUGCCAGAAGAUGGCUAUUCAUGUGAUGUGGUUAGAAACAUUCCAAAUGGGUUACAAGAAUUUUUAGAUCCACUUUGCCAAAGAGGAUUUUGCAGGUUAAUACCUCAUCCACGCUCACCAGGAACAUGGACGAUAUAUUUUGAAGGUGCAGAUUAUGAAAGCCAUCUAUUACAAGACAAUGCUGAUCUGGCUCAACCAUUAAGAAAGGAACCUGAGAUAAUCGCUGUAACGCUGAAAAAACAAAAUGGGAUGGGUCUGAGCAUUGUGGCCGCAAAGGGUGCUGGUCAAGAUAAACUUGGAAUCUAUGUGAAGUCUGUAGUCAAAGGUGGUGCUGCAGAAGUGGAUGGUCGGCUGGCUGCUGGGGAUCAGUUGCUUAGUGUGGAUGGACGCAGUUUGGUUGGACUAUCCCAAGAAAGGGCAGCAGAGCUGAUGACAAGAACUGGAUCUGUGGUGACACUAGAAGUAGCAAAACAAGGAGCAAUUUAUCAUGGUCUAGCGACUCUGCUUAACCAGCCAUCACCAAUGAUGCAAAGAGUUUCAGACCGCCGUGGGUCAGGCAAACCCCGACCAAAGAGUGAAGGUUUUGAGCUGUAUAACAAUUCUGCUCAGAAUGGAUCACCUGAGAGCCCUCAACUGCCUUGGACAGAAUAUAAUGAACCAAAAAAGUUGCCAGGAGAUGACAGACUAAUGAAGAAUCGAGCAGAUCACCGAUCCAGUCCCAAUGUAGCAAAUCAACCUCCAAGUCCUGGGACCAAGAAUGCUUAUGUGGCUGGAACAGCUAACAAAAUAACAUCAGUCUCUACUGGAAACCUUUGUACAGAGGAACAAAUGCUACCACCCAGACCUGAAGCAUAUCCUAUCCCAACACAAACUUACACCAGAGAAUAUUUCACAUUCCCAGCCUCCAAGUCCCAAGAUAGAAUGGGUCCUGCUCAAAGUCAAUGGUCAAAUUAUGAAGAGAAACCUCAAGUUCAAACAGAAAAUAAUCAUUAUAUCAGCACUGCAAUGCAGCGUGUAACUCGUUCUCAGGAAGAACUGCGGGAUGAUAAAGUUUAUCAGGCAGAAAGGAAUCGGUUAGAGGUUAUAAUACGAAAAGAUGUGGAAUAUAUUGAUAGGAAAUCUGAUAGUGACCCAUGGAUGAACUCUUCUGUGGAUUCCAGUACAUCAAGCCAAGAGCAUCUGAACCAUUCCACUAAGUCCCUCCCCCCUGGAUCUUGUUUAACCAAAAGUGGACCUGGCCGCUGGAAAACUCCUGUUGUGUCUCAGUCAGUAUCACUAGCAGCUUCUCAGUCUGCUAGAACAGACCUUCCACCUCCUCCCCCUCCUCCCCCAGUGCACUAUGCAGCUGACUUUGAUGGACUGCAGAUGGAUUUGCCUCUUCCACCACCUCCACCUUCUUCAAGCCAGUUAGGGCCACAGUCAUCAUCCCAGGUUGCUGCAGCAGAGAGAAAAAAGAGAGAAGAGCAUCAAAGGUGGUAUGAGAAAGAAAAAGCACGCUUAGAAGAAGAGCGUGACAGGAAGCGUCGGGAACAGGAACGAAAACUGGGGCAAAUGCGAGCACAACCACUAAUUCCUACUCAAACCAUACUUCCUCCAGUGACAGUUCAGCAGGUAAAACCAGAAAAGCCUUCGACAUUGCAGAGAUCCCAGGAAACUGUCAUUAGAGAACUGCAGCCUCAACAGCAGCCCCGAACUAUUGAGCGAAGAGAUCUGCAGUACAUCACCAUAAGCAAAGAAGAGCUGUCCUCUAGUGAUAGCCUGUCCCCUGACCCUUGGAAAAGAGAUGCUAAGGAGAAGCUGGAGAAACAGCAGCAAAUGCACAUUGUGGACAUGCUGAGCAAAGAGAUUCAAGACCUUCAAAACAAGCCAGAUCGUACUGCGGAAGAGAAUGACCGCCUGCGAAAGCUCAUGUUGGAGUGGCAGUUUCAGAAACGGCUCCAAGAGUCAAAGCAAAAAGAUGAGGAUGAAGAUGAUGAAGAGGAUGAUGAUGUAGACACCAUGUUGAUCAUGCAGCGUCUGGAGGCUGAGAGAAGAGCAAGGCAGACUGCUAUGCCAGCAAUCUCUGUUCUAGAUUUGCUACAGGAUGAAGAGCGCAGACGACAGCAGCAGUUGGAAGAGAUGCGAAAACGAGAAGCAGAAGACAGAGCUCGGCAGGAAGAAGAGCGCAGGCGCCAAGAGGAGGAGCGGACAAAGCGAGAGGCAGAACAAAAGAGGCGACAGGAGGAAGAAUAUUACAAUCGCCUGGAGGCUGAAAGACGCCGUCAACACGAUGAGGCAGAACGGAGAUUGCUGGAACCCGAUGAGCCUGGUCUGUACAGACCUCCGCUUCCACGGGAAUAUGAAUUUCCACCCCUGCCCCCUUCAUCUAAUGCUCCUCCUCCCCCACCUCAGCGAAACACCUCUUACCUCAAAACACAGGUCCUCUCCCCUGAUACGAUUUAUACUGCCAAGUUUGUUGCGUACAAUGAUGAUGAGGAGGAGGAUUCCUGUCUAGCAGCAGGUCAGGAUAAGUACUCCAGUGCAAGAAAGUCUUAUGGUGACCUUCCUCCUGCCACCCCUAAGUCACAGCAGUCCUCACGCCAGCCACGCCCAGCCUCAGAUGGCAUCUUCCUUUCCAACUCAUUCCAGCCAUCCUCGGUCAAUGCCAACAGUACUGGUUCCAAACUGAGCCAUCCCCCUCCCAUACCAAACAAACCGAGUUUCAUCAAUCCAAGCAACGCAAAAGGAUCAAACUCUUACACUGGAUCUACUGGAGCAAUUGCAGGAUCACAGGAAUCUUAUCUGGACCCAAGAGAUAAAAAAUCAAAAAGUCAAGAUGCAGAUUUACCUGGUGCACCAGAAAACCUGACGUUCCGCGAGCGACAGAGACUAUUUUCCCAAGGCCAGGAUGUGUCCAACAAAGUAAAAGCCUCUAGGAAAUUAAUGGAACUGGAAAAUGAAUUGAAUACAAAAUAGGGUAAAGUGCACCUUAUGAAGAGUUCCUGAAAGAUCUUAUUUGGACUGGGAAAGGGGUUGUUCAAGAAGAAGAAAGUAUCUCCUGAUGAAAUGUGAUGGAAUUUUCCAUCUGGACUGUUUGAAAUUUAGACACAUUGCAAAAGCAAAAAAAUCAGUUCUUUAUCAAGAGCUUGUGGUUUAUACAAUUAAAGCACUGUAAGAUAUAUUUUAGUUAUAAGAAUCAAGUAUCAUUAUGUUCUUUCUCCCCACCUUUUCCCUUGUUUGGGGGGAUUAAGUACUUCUGCAAUAUUCCUGGGUAACACCUGUUGAAAAAUAGUUGUUUCCUGGUUUCUUACAGAAACACUUUACUAGCUGCUAAGCAGAGAGAGUGGCUAUAGCUUGAACUUGCUGAUGUGUAGAUUGUUUGAUACUAAUUCUAAGGUGGUUAUACAGAUUAUAAGCAUAUCAAUGAAAACUAGGGCUAGAGUCAGUGGUUUCCUUGGAUAAACUCUCACAGUAAAACAACUUCAAUAUCUUGAUUAUAAAAGGGAUGCAUAAGAAUGUUUAAUCUGCAGACAAGAAUGAUCCUCCCUUUGUAUAGAUGUGAAAGUUACUUGAUUAGCUUAAUGACUGUCCACUGAUGUGAUGAGAAAUGCACCAGUGGGUUUUUCAACUGUUUCUCCUUCACUACAGCACUGAGCUACUAACUACUACUUACAUUAGAGAGUUUUAAAAUCUGUUUGGUGACACUUGAAGUCAAGACUGGGAAAAUGGGCGUAUGGGUAUAGUGUGCAUGCAUAUGUGAAAGGAGGCUACAAAGUUUUAAUAUUAUUCCAGAAAUAAGCAAUAGGGAUUAAGCUGCUUUUGGUAGCAUACUGUAGCCAAGGCAAAACCAAAGUUAAACGUUCACAAAAGGAAGGACUAAAAGAAGUGAAUUACUAAUAGUUAGCAUAUUAAGCACUGUUUUGAGAGGGGUAAAUGGCACAGAAAUGCUACGACUGCAAUAAAGCAGUGCCUGCCAAUAAGAAUUUCACUGAGGUGGCUUGACAGUAGCAGCACAUCACUAAUCGUUCAUGUUGAUAGAAAUGAUAGUCAAGCUGUCUGUCUAGUUUACUGAUAUCCUCUUCCUUUAUACUGUAGAAAACGUUGGCAGUUCAAGCUAUUUUUCACAUUAUAUUGCAGCAUUAUUUAAUUUUAAAUGGUUGAAAUCUUUUUUUUCUCCCACUGUUCCUUCAGCUAUGCAUAUAUGGCUGAUGAUGUUGAGAAUAAGGACCUCAUCAGAGUUUGUUUCUCAUUGUGUGAUGUUUAAAAUGAAUAUAUUAUAUUGUGAUUCUAAGCAAAUUUUCUAUUUGAUAAAGCCCUUAAUUGGGUUUUAGGUUAAUUUUCUGUAUAAUAUGUUCUGUUAUAAAUAUAUAUUUAGGGAAUUAUGCACACUUCCAAAUGCAGAGGGUAGACUUUCACUGCCUUAGAAAUCACUUUUAAUAAGAGUUGUAUGAUAAAUAAAUGCAAGUUAAUUAUAUUAAAUUGGAGUGUAAAUAUUUUUUUUACAUAUUUCAGGUUUCUUAUUUGAAAGUGUGCUUUUACCGUUCACCUGUUUAAAUAUGAAGUAGGAGAUUAAAUUGGUUGAAAGUGUUAAUGAAGGAUUUGUAAGCUUGCUGUGCCUGUUAAUCAGGAAAAGCAACUCCCCUCCCCAGAUUUAUCUUGAGAACACUAGAUAUGCUGUGGCUGGAAUACUGUUGCUGCUAGAAGCGAAGCAAAGAAAUAGCACCUAACAUGGAGUGGAUUUGACUGCUGUUAGGCAUUCAAGUCAAGUGUGGGUAUGAGUAAAAGUGCUUUUCAUAACUGUGCAUUAUUAUGGAAGAAACAUCAAAACUGCUGUUGUUUCCCAUUUCUACUGUAUUUCACUUGCAACCUAUUUUUAAUAAACUUUGUAUUGUAUUUAA
Sphaerodactylus townsendi is the source of this 8138-nucleotide messenger RNA. RefSeq names its product afadin, adherens junction formation factor (gene AFDN). Gene Ontology annotation, cellular component: adherens junction. The coding region runs from base 436 to 6216 and encodes 1926 amino acids. The transcript is spliced from 35 exons. NCBI's taxonomy places the organism in Eukaryota, Metazoa, Chordata, Lepidosauria, Squamata, Sphaerodactylidae. Gene Ontology annotation, molecular function: cell adhesion molecule binding. The record is from RefSeq and is a predicted model, not a curated record. Gene Ontology annotation, biological process: signal transduction; regulation of protein localization.